Molecule: messenger RNA, 6789 nt
Organism: Xiphophorus couchianus (Monterrey platyfish)
Lineage: Eukaryota; Metazoa; Chordata; Actinopteri; Cyprinodontiformes; Poeciliidae
Gene: tgfbr3
Product: transforming growth factor, beta receptor III
Exons: 16
Coding region: 1-2442 (813 amino acids)
Biological process (GO): epithelial to mesenchymal transition; regulation of transforming growth factor beta receptor signaling pathway; transforming growth factor beta receptor signaling pathway
Molecular function (GO): type II transforming growth factor beta receptor binding; transforming growth factor beta binding; transforming growth factor beta receptor activity
Source: RefSeq, a predicted model, not a curated record
AUGGCUCAAAGAUCUCGCAUUCCUUUGAUGCUUCUUGCAUUAUGCUGCCUGACGUCAGCAGGGCCAUUGCUUCGCAGUCCGUGUGAGCUGCUGCCGGUCGGGACCGGACACCCUGUGCAGGCCAUCCUGAAGAGCUUCACCGCCAUGUCAGGCUGUGCAAGCAAAGGCACCAUGAGUCUGUCUCAGGAGGUCCACGUCAUUAACCUGAGAGGACAUGCUGCAGAGGGCCCAGACAGCACUCCUGCAAGAGUUGAGCUGCAUCUCAAGCCCAUCCAGUCUGUGCGCCAGCACCAGAAGCGCUUGGUCUUUGUGCUUAACUCCCCCCAACCUGUGAUAUGGAAUGUUAAGGCAGAGAACCUGGCCCCGCACAUCCAUCAUACCUUUUAUGUAUCAGUGGGCUCAGAGGUCCUAUUUAAACAGACAAACUUCUCCCUGAACACUCGAUUCCAGGAGGAAAGGCUUCCCCAAGGCAAUGAGCAUCUCCUCAACUGGGCCCUGAAGAAGUAUCAGGCAGUCACCUCUUUCUCUGAGCUCAGGAUGACUCAAGCCAUCUACAUCAAAGUUGGAGAAGACUCAGUGUUUUCUGACACUUGCAAGAUUGACACCAGGUUCCUGUCUCUGAACUACCUGGGCAGCUAUGAGGAGCCACAGACUUCAAAGGGUUGCAUCCUGUCUGUGCCUAACAAAGAAGUCCACAUCAUUGAGCUGCAAGCCCCGAACUCCAGCAGCGCUUUCCAGGUGGAUGUCAUUGUGGAUCUAAGGCCUCUGAAGGACAAUGACUCGGUGGUGCGGGAUGUCAUCUUGGUGCUCAGAUGUGCAAAGUCUGUCCACUGGGUUGUCAAAGUCCACAAUGUGCAGGGGAAUCUGGAGGUUGUGGCUUCUGAUACAGUGACCAUUAACUCCCAGAUGGAAGAGACGACUUUCCCCAGGCAGCCUUUGCCAUCAGGAUCACAAUCCUUGAUCAAGUGGGCAGUAGAUAACGGCUACAGUCCGGUCACCUCUUACACCAGCACCCCUAUGGCAAACCAUUUCAACAUCCGACUGCGAGAGCAAGAUGUAUCAGAUCAUCUGGAGAGCAGAUUGCCUCCUGAGCUGUUCGACCUGCGUCAUGUCAGCCCUCUGCCAGAAAAAGGACCUGCGGCACCACGCUCCAGUCUGCCCUUUCCAUUUCUUGCACACUUGCCUGUCAGUUUGUCCACUCUGAACUAUGACAACGAAGAACCCGUUGAGGAUAGAAACAUUUCGGGUGUUGAACUCAGUGUUCAAUGUGAGGAAAAGAGGAUGGUCGUCAGCAUUGACAGAAAGAGCCUGGAGGCGAAAGGAUUUGCUAAUGCCAGCCUCAUGCUGAAAGACCCAGAAUGCAAAGCAAAAGUCAAUGCAACCCACUACACACUGGAGACAUCUCCGACUGGAUGUGGCACCAUUGUGUUUCCUGUGUAUGAUAGCCCAGAUGUCCUUCAUAUCAACUCUGUGACGGUGAUUUCAGACGAGGUGCAGGCUGAUGACGAUCCGUUCUCCACCUGGUUCCCCAGACUUGGAGAAGAUGCAGGGAGGACACAGGCUGAACCAAAUCCACCAGCUCCUUUGAUAGAUUUCAACUGCACAUACAGAAAAUAUAAGGAAAUCUCAAAGCCUAAACCUGAUCUGAGCAGACAGCCAGUCAACAGCAUAAGUUUUGAGAUGGAGCUGUACAAAACUGAGUCCUUCAACGAUCCUCCGCAACAGGGCGUCUUCACAGUUUCUGACCAAAUGGAAGUGUUUGUGCAGAUCACGUCAAAAGCAUUGGACCCGGACAUUGGACUCACUAUCACCUCAUGUUUCAUCUCCCCCAACUCCAGCCCCACAGUGUCCUCUGACUACAAGCUUAUUGAGACAGUCUGUGCCGAGGAUAACUCACUUAAAUGGAUCCAGAACCCUCAGAGGCACUUGUUUUUUUCUGGAAAGAUGGGGGAAUCUUUUAGCUUCACCUUCAACUCCAAAAUGUUGAACUCACCAGUUAUUUUUCUGCACUGUGAGAUGUCUUUGUGCUCAGAGGAUUCUCCAAGGAACCAGGAACUACCACAGUGCCUGGACCCCAGAAACAACUGUACUUCUCUGACUGGGGAGACAAUCUUUGCAUUGAUGAGCAACAAAAUGUUUUUGAUGAAGCCGAUGGCAGUGGUUGAUACCAGUGAGUCUCAAGGUCAUCCUCCAAAGAAACUAGAACCUAAAGAAGCUGAGAUGUUUCUCUUGGACACCACCACAGUGGUAUUGAUCGCCUUCGCCGCCUUUGUUAUUGGGGCUCUGCUGACUGGGGCCCUGUGGUUUAUCUACACACACACAGGUGGGACCGCCAGAGCGCAGCCCGUUCAGAAGCCGCAGCCCGUCUCGGAGAACAGCAGUGCAGCCCACAGCAUAGGUAGCACGCAGAGCACGCCGUGCUCCAGCAGCAGCACUGCGUAGCUUGGGACGCCGCCCCGCACACUGGCCGCAACGCCUUCACGCAAACCGGUUCGUUGGUCUUCUAAAGCGAAAAACAAACAAACAAAAAAAACACCGACAAAUGUGCUGCGAUGAUUCUGAGAUGCAUCUCUGCACAAGAAAGAAAGAAAGAAAGUUCUGUUUAGAUGGGUUUUUUUUUUUUUUUCAAAUCCAAAUGCUGCUCUUCUGAUCACAAUUAAGCCUUUUUUUUCCUUAAAUGGUUUGAAUUCAGUCGCUUUGCUCCAUCGGUGAUUGAACACGGCAAGAUUUGCAGAGGUUAGGAAGUGAUAUGUUGAUGGCUGGACCGUAAACACAUUACUUUAACACACGCAACCUAGAAAGUAGCACAGGAGCAACACAACCACUAUUAGAAAGAAGACAAAAGUGCAGUAUGAACUUAUCUGUCAUUAUCCUGACAAAGAGAGACAAUGGAGGUGUUGAAUGUAUGAGAGAAGAACAAGCACCAGCAAAUGUGAAAGAACAAUGUGAAAGAUCUGCAGGUAGACCUCCAUAUUUUACAAAAAAGAAGACUUUUCUUUAUUUUGGAUUAAAGUGUAAACAGUAGAUAAUAGUACAUUAGAGAGGCUCAAUAGGUGCAAGUUUAAAAUGGCCACAUUUUCAGAGUUUAAGCAUACUAAUUUGCUGAAGUUAAAGGAAAAGACUGAUACUUGUUUUGUGUCUGUGUGUGACUAGCCUGGCUUCAUGGUGUCAAUCAAAUCAAAUCGAAUCGAUCUGUCAAUUUUAUUUAGCAGGAAAUUGGUGUAGAUUGUAAGAAAUCCUCAAAAUCUGACCCGGCGUUUUAAUUCCGUUUAGGUUAUUCACAAUACAUAUAGUCUCUCAAGACAAUUUAUUAAAAAAUAACAUGCAAUUUAUAUAGAGAAAUAAGUGGCGCCCCCAAGGGGAGGGCCACUUGAAAGAGAAUUGUGCCAGAGAAUUGUGUUCAGGCUAUAGCGCUUUAUCACAUCAUUUACAUGAUCGUCUUCAAUCACAACAUAAAUGGGUAAAAAAUAAAUUGAUUUAUACAGCUCUGGAAAAAUUAAGAGAACACUGCACUGAAUGACUUUGGAAACCUCCUGGUUAUUCCACUAGAUACUGAUUUCUGAACACUUCCUGAGUUAAAACAUUAACAUUGUUGUUUCUAAAUGAAUAUGAACUUGCAUUAUUUGAGGUCUAAAAGCAUAGCAUCGUUUUUCAUUAUUUUGACCAUUUCUCAUUUUCUGCCAAUAAAUACUAAAUAUUUGCUUGGAAUUUUGGAGACGUGUUGUCAGUAGUUCAUAGAAUAAAUGAACAAUGUCCAUUCAAACAUGUACCUAUAAAGAGUAAAAUCAGAGAAAUUGAUCUUAAUUUAUAUAUAUAUAUAUAUAUAUAUAUAUAUAUACCAAUUGGUACCUAAAGUUAUCAUCUGCGGUUUAAAUUCCUUUUAAAAUGUUUUAAACUCAGUAUUUCACAUUACAGUUUCCACUGAGUCCAGCCAUUACUUUGUAAGCCAAGACAUUCUCUUGUUUGCAUUACUAUCCUUCAGACACAAGAGAGGUCUCAGUCUUCUUCUCAGUUGUCUUUUUUUAUAGCUCCUGAAGUGUUGGUGUACAGUUCUGGUCAGAAGUUUUCAUACACUUAUUAAAAUGAAUUUCCUUAUAAUUUGUGGAUUUAAAUUAUGUAUUUCAACUAUUAAAAUCUGUUAAAAUCUUAAACAACCUCAACUGUGAACUACACAACAGUCUGAAAUAUACAUCGCCACAAAUGCUUGGAGAAAUGUUUGCUAACAGGGAGAUCUUUGUAUUACCAACCUGCUGGGAGGAUUCUGGCUUCAUAUUUGAGCAUGUAAUGUUUUAUAAAUCUGUCCAUGGUGGAAAAAAAAUUGUUCAAAUCAAAUAUUUUAAUGUUAACAGACCCAAAUUAAGUCAGCAUUCAUGCUAAUGGUGACCGUAUGAAAACUUCUGCUCCAGACUGUCGAUUUGUAUUUUUAUGUGAAUAAUUGUAAAUAGGCAAAUGUGUUUCGAGGGAAGCACAUGUGCAAACUUCUCUUUUCUGCUUUAUCUGUGCCAGUCCCUUCUUUUAUAACCUGAAGAAUCUCAUCCACAGUGUUGACUGACUGACUGACAGCAUUAACGACGGCCAUAUUUAAAGAACAACCCAGCGAUCACAGUUAGCCUGCGCUAGCUGAGGUCUUGCUGUCUGUCUUUUCAGCAUGCAGCACAUUGUCAUAGGAAUAGAAAGGCGUCAGAUGAUAAAAUGGAGUAGCGCUCCCUGUUUGUAAUCUUUAUCAGACAAAACAUGGUGCAUUUUUCCAUGGUUUGCAGACACCAGACGGUCAGUGUUUGGAGUUCCUUAUCCCACUUGGUUUUGUGUAAAUCUUGGCACUCAGUCUGUUGUAUAAGCUGUAGCCAAAGUUCUUUGUUUCACAUAUAUUUUCUUCAACAUCGUAAACUCCCCACCGCUUUACAAGAAUAUGAAUGUUUUCUGUGUGGGGGUGUGUGUGUGUGAGUAUCAAGAGUGUGUGUAGGGGGAAAAGCGGGGGCCUAGAGUGGGAUAGAAGAAGAGAUGUUUCCCUGAAGCAGCAAUAGGGACACAAUGCUUUUUAUCUGUUUGUUUUUUCUUCUCCUUUCUCAAUGUAAACUUAUGUACAGCUUUCUACAGAUGCUAUAAAUAAAUAUAUUUGUGUAUAAGAUUAUAUUUUGGAAUGUAUUUACGACAGAAUUUUAUUGUGAUGUGUGUGUGUGGAAGUACUGUGAAUUGUGGAUUUACUCAUAUAACAUGGUUUGGGAAAUUCUUUGUAAAGCAUACAUAAAAGUGUUGCACGCUGUCGAAUAAGAUGCAGUUUAGUAAAUACUUAUACUAUAAAGUUGUUGCUAGAAGCCGCCUUUUAUUCACAAAUUUCUAGACAUAUUUCACGUUUGUUGUUCUGUUUGAAACUUUAAUAACCUGUGCAGGCAUUGCUAAUGUUCUACACCCCAUCCAGCUGUUUAAAACUGAGAACGGGACUCACAACUCCAAAUGUAUUAAGCUAUGCUUUUUAGACACACCGUUCAUUUUAAAGAAUAUAAACUGAAGCUUUUAGACACUUCAUAGCAUCCCAUCUCUAAAGUAGCACAUAGUAAAACAUGAAACCAGCUCUGGUUUGUAACCUUUGGGUCAUGCGCAGUUUGUACAAAAUGAUUCUGCAUCAUAUUAAGCCACAGCCUCCCAUCAUCAAUAAUAGCACUUUUUUAUAAAGAUGAGCAAAAAAGCCUUAAAUUGAUCUUUUAUUUCAGUAGUAUAACUUUGUUGCAGUUUUUUAAAGAUAUGUUGUCUAUAGUCCAGCAUCUGUAAGCUUAACCUAGCAACUAUUUUAUUGAUGAUCUUCACACAGCACCAAAAUGGCAUGUUGUUCUGUCUUUCAAGUCAUUUCCAAGACAAUGUGUCUAUCCUUAAGGGAACGUAAAUGUUGUUGUUUUUCAUUCAAGUAUCUUCAGAGAGUUGUUCCUGCUGUUUUGCAGUGAGAAUCUGCAGUAGCAGUCUUUCAAUCUAAAGAAGCCUCUGACUGAAGACGGUUGCUGUAUGACAGUCUCAUGACCGUCAUGACAUGCAAACUGCUCCAUUUCCAGGCAGCAGAGACAAUAGUACUCUGUAACAGUGGUUCUACUUAACCACCUCCUUUGCUUUGGCUGAUCUGUCUGGCAGAGAUUCGCUGAAGUUGGAACAGAAAAUCUCUUUUUCUCUCUGCACUUUAAAUAAUAAAGUUGAAAAAAAAAAAAUUAAAAACGUAAAGCACAAAUGAUCAAAAAGCUUAAGCUACCCUGACUUUGUUAGAUGUUUAAUAUACCAAUGAAUGUGUACAAACUGAUCCAAUUUUUAAAAAUUUCCUCAAUGUGGGAUUUUUAUAUCAAAUCAAAGUUGGAUUAUUUUCUUAAAGAAAUUUUACAAUGUUGAAUUAUCCUGCAAUAAAAGCUGCGUUCAGUUUAAUGCUUUUUACUCAUCUUUGCCAACAUGUAAGGAGGACACGGUAAUUAGAGCACAAAUCCAUGGAUCUAUUGAUUGUAUUUUUUUAUGUGAUUUGACUACCUCAUAUGAUUUUUGAAUGUUGAGCUUGUAUGCCUGUAUGUGCUAUAGGUUAAGCAGCCGUUAGAUUUAAAGCUCGAUCAUGACUCUUUUUUUUAAAUCACACUUUGUUAUUUGAAAUGAAUCUGACAGAAAACAUAUAUAUUAUGACAAACCUUUUUGUUGUGAGCCUUUGUAUGUUUAAGUUGAUCGUUUGACUUUCUUUGUGUUCAUAAAACCUUUUAUAUGCUGUAAAUAUGCAUGACCCCUGUACCCUCAUUAUGACCAAUAAAUAUUUUACAAUAAUUACAA